AUGUCCUCUCCCGGAGAGUGGAAACAACUCGCUUCUCCCGACACACCCUCCGGCCACUACGCGCUCUCCAACACCACUCACUUCCUCGUCGACUUUCAAGACCCAAGCUGGAACACCUUCGCCCAAGCCGCCCUCGGAACCGGUCUCGACCUCACCGAAGUUUCUUCCUCCAAAUCCAAGUCUGGUCAGGACCUCAUGCCGAUCGACAUGGACACCGUCUUCGGCGGAACCCUUUCGCCGCAAUCGAGCGAUCUCGAGUGGAGCGACGAAGACCCAGACGAAGGCGUGUUCAGCCACGUCGACUGGAGGAAACGCGAUAUCUGGCUGGAGGACGUCACGCACGCCAGACAUGCCGAGACGGGUACGGGGAAGGUGGCGUCCUUCGGAGGCAAGAAUUUGAUCGUGGAGGGGAAGAACGUGCUGGAUGGAAGGGGAAAGAUGUUGGACUGGACGAGGUUCAAGUUCUCACCGGAUGUAAAGUGGGUCUUGUUCUGGUCGAGCGAGGUGGAUCAGUGGAGGUACAGCAAGAAGAGCUUUCUUUGGCUGCAUAACAUCGCGAGCAAGAAGACGGUUUCUUUGGGCACGGGUCCGGGUCAACCUCCCAAAGUGACGUACGCUGCGUGGGCGCCCGCCGUGCCCGGCAGCACCGACGCGCCCGGUCUGGCUUUCGUCGAAGACAACAACCUCUUCUUCGUUCCGCGCGCAGGAGAACCGACCAUCAAGGUGACCCAAGACGGUGCUGCGACCAUCUUCAACGCCGUCCCCGACUGGGUCUACGAGGAGGAGGUGUACGGCUCGGACUCGGUCAUGUGGUUCAGCCCCGGUGGAAGCAAGUUGGUCUUCCUCCGGCUGGACGAGACCGACGUCCCCGUGUACGAGUUCCCCAAGUACAACCCGGAUGCGUAUCGUGCUGGGCUGACGACGCCGUACCAGCAGAUGGUCAGGAUGAAGUAUCCCAAGCCUGGGUUCCCGAACCCGACGGUGAGCGUCAAGAUGAUCGAUCUGGAGGAAAUUCGGCUGGCGACGCGGAAGGGGGUGAGUGUCAUGCCGACGCAGUAUACGUUGCACAGUCCGAUGGUCGGGAAGGGAAAGGCGGAGAACGAGGUGGAUCGGGUUUUGAGCAGCGAUGCGGGGGUGAAGGAGAGACUGGUGACCGAGGUCAAGUGGGUGGGUGACGACGAGCUGUUGGUGAGGGAGACGGAUAGGUACAGCGAUGUGAUGCGGUUGGUGCUAUUCGAUCUCUCCAGCGGAGCGUCGGCCAAAGCCGCAGGGACAGACAUGGUGGGACAAGUCGUCAGGAGGAAAGACGCUCGGGCGGAUAAGAGUGGAUGGAUCCGCGCUGCUCAGACCAUCGAACCUCUGUCGCAUCACAAUUUGUCCAUCAAGUCGACCGCCUACCUCGACAUCGUAGUGUCCCCCGAAGGAUUCCGACAUCUGGCGUAUUACGAAUCGGCCGACUCCGACGAACCCAUCUUCCUGACCGCAGGACGGUGGGAGAUUGCCGACCUGAAACACGUGGAUGCCAAGCGGAACCGGGCGUACUUUGUCGCUGCUAGGCCGACGCCUGCGCUGCGCAACGUGUACUACGUCGAACUGCCGGAUUGGAAGAAGAAAUCUGGAAAGACAGAGUAUUUGGUCAAGGAGCCGGUGGCGAUCACGGAUGUGUCCAAACCAGGGAGCUACGACGUCAGCUUCGACCCGAAAGGUGCCUACUACGUGCUCAACUACGCAGGUCCGGACGUGCCGUAUCAGAAGGUGGUGGGAGUCGACGAUCCGAGCUUCGAGUUGAUGCUGGAGGAGAAUACGCUUCUGAGGCAGAUCUCGAGCCAGUACGUCAAGCCUUCGAACACGUUCUACCAGCUCAAGCUGAACAGCACGCUGCCGGACGGAAGUCAGACAGUCGCCAGCGUGAAGGAGAUUCGACCGCACGAUUUCGACGCUUCGGGGGCGACAAAGUAUCCGGUGCUGUUCCGGGUUUACGGUGGACCGGACUCUCAGCUCGUGGAUGCACGCUGGAACCGCGCUGACUGGCAUCAGUACGUAGCUUCGACGCUGGGCUACAUUGUGGUAGUUGUCGACGGCCGCGGUACGGGUUUCAAAGGUCAACAAUACCGAUCCUGCGUCUCCUCGGACCUGGGCCAUCUGGAAGCCUCCGACGUCAACGAAGCUGCCACGCUCAUCUCGACACUCCCCUACGUCGACUCGACGCGUCUCGGCCUAUGGGGCUGGUCGUACGGCGGCUACCUUACCGCCAAAACCAUCUCCCAGCCGAACUCUCCCUUCUCGCUCGCCGUCUCCGUGGCCCCCGUCACCAACUGGCUCUUCUAUGAUUCGGUCUACACGGAACGCUACCUCAAAUCGCCCAUCACCAACGCCAAGGGCUACGAGACCGCAGCGGUGCACGUCACCGCCGGGUUCGACAAGACCAAAUACCUGUUGAUGCAGGGCAGUGCGGACGACAAUGUUCAUUUCAGCAAUUCGGCCCAUCUACUGGAUCUGCUGACCAAGCAGAAGGUGAGAGGGUUUAGGUUCAGGAUGUUUACGGAUUCGAGCCAUAGUAUCCGGACGAGGGGGGCGAAUAGGGAGUUGUACGAGGAGAUGACGGCGUUCUUGAGGGAGAACUGGGGUGCGGGUGGGAAGAGGGAGGCGAAGGAAAAGGGGAAGGGGAAGGGUAGGCCGGCGCUGCACAAUUCGGUCGAGUAG
Messenger RNA from Pseudozyma hubeiensis SY62, 2703 nucleotides. RefSeq lists its product as hypothetical. Gene Ontology annotation, molecular function: dipeptidyl-peptidase activity; serine-type endopeptidase activity. Gene Ontology annotation, biological process: proteolysis. The transcript has a single exon. Lineage: Eukaryota; Fungi; Basidiomycota; Ustilaginomycetes; Ustilaginales; Ustilaginaceae. The coding region runs from base 1 to 2703 and encodes 900 amino acids. The record is from RefSeq and is a predicted model, not a curated record.